This is a messenger RNA of Culicoides brevitarsis, 2424 nucleotides long. RefSeq names its product solute carrier family 7 member 14 (gene tadr). Gene Ontology annotation, biological process: L-arginine import across plasma membrane; L-ornithine transmembrane transport. Gene Ontology annotation, cellular component: plasma membrane. Gene Ontology annotation, molecular function: L-lysine transmembrane transporter activity; L-arginine transmembrane transporter activity; L-ornithine transmembrane transporter activity. The record is from RefSeq and is a predicted model, not a curated record. The transcript is spliced from 6 exons. Lineage: Eukaryota; Metazoa; Arthropoda; Insecta; Diptera; Ceratopogonidae. The coding region runs from base 180 to 2129 and encodes 649 amino acids.
CUACACACUAAUUGCAUAUUGAUGCAAGAAAAUGCAGGACAAAAUCAAUAAUCGAUAGAGACGAACCUGCUGAAAAGCGUAAAAUUCAAAUUAAAAUCAACAAAUAGUUGACAAAGUACCAUAGCGUGAUACCGAGUCAUAAAAUAAUACACAAAGGAAUCAAGAAGUGAACAAUCAUAAUGUGGUGUGAUCUCAUUUCGAGUGGCACGGCAGGCAAAUGGGUCCUUGGCGUGGUAAUUGUCACUCACUUAAUCGCUUACAAUGAAACCGGAGGAGUGGGCGCUAUCUUUUCGAUGAUAAUUGCCGGAAUUAAUUCCAUUUUUAUUGUGAAAAUUAAGACCGCAACGAAAAACAUUCAGAUGGGAUAUCUCCGAGCUGCUCAUAAAUUUGACUUUUUUGUGUUGUAUUUGGCCAUUACGAUGGAUAUUUUGUCACUUUUGAUGGCAACGGCGGUACUUGCGAGAACAAUAAGUACUUGUUUGGAGGCAAUGACAGGCGGAUUAGCGAGAAUUUACAUUCUUGGAAGGAAUUCGCCGGAGAAUGAGCCAUGGCCUGAUGUGCUUGGCGUUGGAGUGGUGUUCGUUGUGACGGGAAUGUUCAUGCUUGGACUGGAAAAUACGAAAAUGUUUACGAUUUUGAUGUUUGGAAGUGUUCUCGGCAUCACAGGCAUCUUAUCGACGAUGGUUUGGUUCAAGGGAGAGCAAAAAUAUUGGCAACAAGAGAAGGAUAUCGUUUGUCAUUUACGUUGGAUCAUGUCUGGAUCGAGUUUGUGCACGUUUGCGUUCCCGAGUGACAUUCCAUACAUUGGAAAAUAUCCUAUUUUUGCGAGUUUGGGACUCAUUUGUGCUGUUUUAGCAUCAAAUAUGUUCACAUGCGGACUGUUGAGUACUCUCGUGCAAUACAAUUCAAAUCACGAAUAUGAAGCUGUCCCAAUGCUAACGGUACUCGAGGAGAAAAGUUUCCAUAAAACACUUCCCGUUGUCGCUUGUUUGCUCGUUCUUUCAAGCUCUGGCGCCAUUUUAGACAUCUUUCCGGAAAUGUACAACUUGAUUGUGAAACUCACAAAGCCCGAUUUCAAGGUUUUAUCGAAGCAAAUUGGACAUGAAACGUUCGAAAGUGGAUCUCCAGUUCUCGCAGUCUUUAUCGGCGGCAGUUUAGUAGCGAUGGUGUCAUUUGCAUGCCCAUUAGAAGACAUGAUGUACAUCAUGGGCGGAAGUUACUUGAUAGCUGCCUUCCUUCGUGCUUUCUAUUUGCUCUACCAACCUUUCCGCCCGAAAUAUCUCGUGCAAGAAGGCAAUGCCACGUUAUCUUAUAGUCGUCUCGAUACAUCUUCUCGCAACCAAAAAGCUGAUAAGCGUCUUUUGUGGUUCCUAAAACGUACGGCAACGCAAGCCUAUCAUGCCAUCCCAAAAAGUGACAAAAACGAGCACAUUGAACGAGAAUGGCUUCUGCUCGGGGAGCCUCCAACGUCUCCGCUGCCAAAAACGGGUCAACAAGAGAAUCCAACGGAUGUCGAAUCAACAAUUUUAUCGGAUCCAUCGACGGAGGACAUUGAAUGCAUCGACAAGGAAAAGUCAGAUUCCGAGUCGGCGACUGAUAUUGAUGCCAUUGUCGACGAAUAUCGGCAGAAAGUGAAAGUUUCGACGGCGGGCGUCAAUGAUGUCAUUAAACUUCCAUCGAGUGGCUCAUGGGCUGUUGCUGUUUUCCUUAUAAUGCUCAUAACGGGAGGAAUUGUUGCCACUACUUACGGAAUUUUGUGUGAUCAAUACAGUUUGACGUACGUUUCGAUGGCUUUUAUCGUCGUUGCUGUCAUUACACUUCACAUUCUCCCGAAAUACCAAACGUCGUCGAUUCAUCCGUCGAUUUUGACCUGCAGCGUUGGAAUUAUUUCCUUCGGCAUCUUCUUGGGCAUGAUUGUUGCCGAGUGUUGGGUUCCUCUUGUGAUCUGGAUGACUGCUGCUUUGCUCAUUUUCGUGCGAAUCGAUCGCUAUUGCUGCAUUUGCUUGAAUUCUGAAGACUCGACGGAUGCUUCCAUGAACGAAAUUCUCAUCUCGAAAGGUUGUACAGCCACGGUGCAUCUCACGGGCCAACAGAGCAUCUUGAUGGAUCACGGUUACAUCAGCAGAUGACAAAUAGACACGUCCGACAGUGAGGACUACGAUGGCGAAGAGACCGAAUUGACUGAAUAAACUUAGGAACGGGCUAAAAAAAUAUGAUAUUCUAACUUUUUUCUGCUCAUAAAUGUUAAAAACAAAAAUAUUAUAAACAAUUUUUGUCCUUAUAAUAAUCCAAUAUCAUAAAGUUUCAAAAUUUUCGAUGUAAGAAAACUCGUUGUUUGUACUUUGUAACAAAUCCAAGCCAAAGAACGAUCAUGAAUCUCCAUGUUUAUUCAAUUAACACGAGACAAAAGUAGUUUACAACAAU